AUGGGUCAAAAAAAAAAGAAGUUAGCCAAAGGACGUUUAGAUAAAUUUUACUAUUUAGCUAAAGAACAAGGUUACAGAUCUCGUGCUGCUUUCAAGUUAGUACAAUUAAAUAAGAAAUACAACUUUUUAGGUUCAGCCAAAGCAUGUUUAGAUCUUUGUGCAGCCCCAGGUGGUUGGAUGCAAGUUGCAUCUAAAUAUAUGCCAGUACAAUCAUUAAUUGUUGGUGUCGAUUUGGUACCAAUUAGACAAGUUAGAAAUUGUAUUAGUUUAGCAGAAGAUAUUACAACUCAAAAAUGUAGAACUGAAAUUAAAAAAGCAUUAAAGACAUGGAAAGUAGAUGUUUGUCUUCAUGAUGGUGCUCCAAAUAUGGGUACUUCAUGGGUUCAAGAUGCAUAUCAACAAGCUGAGCUUACAUUACAUGCUCUUAAAUUAGCAACUGAAUUUCUUGCUACUGGUGGUUGGUUUGUCACCAAAGUUUUCAGAGGUGCUGAUUACAAUUCAUUAAUUUGGGUAUUUAAUAAACUCUUUAGAAAAGUAGAAUCAACUAAACCACAAGCUUCACGUAAUGCUUCAGCAGAAAUUUUCGUUGUUUGUCAAGGUUUCCUCAAUCCAAAGAAAAUCGAUCCAAAAUUAUUAGAUCCAAAAUUCGUUUUCAAGGAAGUUCAAGAAGGUCCAAAGAAGGUUGAUGUUUUAUCAGAAAAGAAAGCUAAAAGAAACAGAAGUGGUUAUGAAGAUGGUGUCACUAUGCUUAGAAAGAAGGGUUUCAUUUCAGAUUUUAUCGAAUCAUCACAACAUCUUUUAGAUCUCGCCAGUUUUACUGAAUACGAAUUUGAUGAAAAUGCUCAAAUCUUCAAACAACAUCCAUCAACAACACCAGAAAUUAUUGAAUGCUUUAGAGAUCUUCGUGUUUUAGGUAAAAACGAUUUUUCAAAGAUUAUUAAAUGGAGAAAGGCUAUGGCUGAAUAUAAAGAAAAAUUAGAUAAUCCAGAAGAAGAAGAAACUAAAGAACCAGAACCAGAAAGAGAACUCACUCAAGAGGAAAAAGAUGCUUUACUUGAUACAGAACUCGAACAACUCAAAGAAAACCUCGAAAAGAAGAGAAGAAAGGAAAAGAAGAAAGCCAACGAAAAGAAACGUCUUGAAAGAAAGAGAAUCGAAUUAACUAUGCACAUUCCAGGUGAUAAAAUUGAAGAAGGUGCCGAUGAUGAUCUUUUCGUAAUGAAAGGUAAACAAGAUUUCCAAGAUGAUGUUGUAGCCGAGCAUGGUGACUCUGAUUCAGAUGACUCUGAUUCAGAUGAUUCAGAAGUUGAACCAGAUAGAAGAACUCAAGAAGAAGCUGAAAUGGAUAAUGAUGAAUUUAUGGAACAACAAUUAGAAGAUCAAUACAAACAAUAUAUUUUAAGAGUUUCAAAUCGUGCUAAAGAAUUUGAUGUUAAGGUCAAAAAAGAUAAACUUUCACAAGAUGCAGAAUUUGACGAUCAAGAUGAUGAUGAAAUGGAACAAGAAGAAGAAGACCACCCACUCUAUGUUGGUAAAGCUAAACCAAUUGAAAAAGAUGCCGAUAUGUUUUUCGAUAAUGACUUAUUUGGUGGUGUCGAAUAUAGAACCGAAGAUGACGAACCAUCAGAAGAUGAACAAGAAGAAGAAGAUGAAGAUAGUAAACCAAUUGAUAUUUCAAAAUUAAAAUUACAAAAGGCUCAACCAGUCGCAACUAAAUCAAAGAAACAAAAAACAACUAAAGGUGGUUCAGAAAAAGGUGGAAAGAAACAUCAAAAGAUGCCAUCUGGUGAAGAAUCAGAUGAUGAAGAUAUUGUUCAAGAAAUGGAUAUGGAAGAGGUACCAAUGGAAGAAGAUGUUGAAUACUCAUCAGACUCUGACGAAGAAAUUGAUGAUAAAAUCAAAACUAAAGCUUUAGGUGAAUUUUUAUUAAGAAAGAAAUCAAGAAACGAUCUCGUUGAUGAUUCAUUCCACAGAUUUGCAUUCAAUGAUAAUAGAGAUGGCAUGCCACAAUGGUUCAUCGAUGAUGAAAAUCGUCACCACAAACCACAAACCCCACUCACUAAAGAUAUGGUUGAUGAAAUUAAAAGAAAGAUUAAAGAAAUUGAUUCAAGACCAAUUAAGAAGAUUGCUGAAGCUAAAGCAAGAAAGAAGAUGCGUCUUGGUAAGAAAAUGGAAAAAGUUAAAGAAAAAUCAAGUAGUAUUAUGGAUAACGCUGAUAUGAGUAAUAAAGAAAAAUCAAGAGCCAUCGAAAAACUUUAUGCUGGUACAGAUAAGAAGAAUCAAAAACCAAAGAAGAUUAUUAUGAUCGCAAAGAAAUCAAAGACAGGUGGUGGUGGUACUGGUAAAUACAAGAUUGUAGACAAACGUAUGAAGAAAGAUUUAAGAGCAAUGAAACAAAAACAAAAAACCGUUGGAAGAUCAGCUGCAUCAAAGAAAGCCAACAAAAAAAAAUAAAAUAAUAAAAUAAAUUUAAUAGUAUAGCCUAAAUAAAUAAGUUUAAAUUGUAUAUUUAACUUGUUUAAUC
Molecule: messenger RNA, 2524 nt
Organism: Dictyostelium purpureum
Lineage: Eukaryota; Evosea; Eumycetozoa; Dictyosteliales; Dictyosteliaceae
Exons: 2
Coding region: 1-2454 (817 amino acids)
Biological process (GO): rRNA methylation; maturation of 5.8S rRNA from tricistronic rRNA transcript (SSU-rRNA, 5.8S rRNA, LSU-rRNA); maturation of LSU-rRNA from tricistronic rRNA transcript (SSU-rRNA, 5.8S rRNA, LSU-rRNA)
Cellular component (GO): nucleus; nucleolus; preribosome, large subunit precursor
Molecular function (GO): rRNA (uridine-2'-O-ribose)-methyltransferase activity; rRNA (guanine) methyltransferase activity
Source: RefSeq, a predicted model, not a curated record